AUGGUUGCUUCUGCCAGGUUUGUGCAUGGAGAGAGCUGAGGAGUUUGUAAAAUAAAUGGCUCAUUUAAAUUGGGAGCUACUAAAAUACUUUCUGGCUGGCAAAUGCAGUGCCUAGUAGCAGCUAUCAGGGAGGAACCAAACAUGAGUGGGGGAGGGGAACAGGUCGACAUUCUGCCGGCCAACUACGUGGUCAAGGACCGUUGGAAAGUGCUGAAGAAGAUUGGUGGUGGUGGUUUCGGUGAGAUUUAUGAGGCAAUGGAUCUCCUGACCCGUGAGAACGUGGCCCUGAAAGUGGAGUCAGCCCAGCAGCCCAAACAGGUCCUCAAGAUGGAGGUGGCUGUCCUGAAGAAGCUGCAAGGGAAAGACCAUGUUUGCAGAUUUAUCGGCUGUGGAAGGAAUGAGAAAUUUAAUUACGUGGUCAUGCAGCUUCAGGGCCGGAACCUUGCAGACCUCAGAAGAAGCCAGCCUCGGGGGACUUUUACGCUGAGCACAACCCUGCGAUUGGGCAAGCAGAUUCUAGAAUCCAUAGAAGCCAUUCACUCCGUGGGAUUCCUGCACCGGGAUAUCAAGCCGUCCAACUUUUCCAUGGGUCGCCUGCCUUCAACCUACAGGAAAUGCUACAUGUUAGACUUUGGUCUGGCCCGGCAGUACACCAACACCAACGGCGAAGUCCGGCCACCUCGCAAUGUUGCUGGGUUUCGGGGAACGGUCCGCUAUGCUUCAGUGAAUGCACACAAAAACCGAGAGAUGGGUCGACAUGAUGACCUGUGGUCCCUCUUUUACAUGUUAGUGGAGUUUGCAGUUGGUCAGCUUCCAUGGCGCAAGAUCAAAGAUAAGGAGCAAGUUGGCAUGAUCAAAGAGAAGUAUGAGCAUCGAAUGCUGCUAAAACACAUGCCGUCUGAAUUCCACCUCUUCCUGGAUCACAUUGCGAACCUGGACUACUUCACCAAGCCCGAUUACCAGCUGAUCAUGUCGGUGUUUGAGAACAGCAUGAAGGAACGAGGCAUUACUGAGAACGAGGCCUUUGACUGGGAGAAAGCUGGAACGGACAUUUUAUUGUCUACAAGCACCUCCACGCCACCACAGCAGAACACCAGGCAGACAGCCGCCAUGUUUGGGGUGGUUAACGUCACUCCAGUUCCUGGGGACUUGCUGCGUGAGAACACUGAAGAUGUCCUACAGGGUGAACACUUGAGCGACCAAGAGAAUGCUCCUCCGAUCCUGCCAGGCCGGCCAGUGGAAGGGCUGGGCCAGGCUCCUAACAUGGCCUUCAACGAGACCGAGGUUUGGGAAGAGACGGACGUGAACCGCAACAAACUCAGGAUCAGCAUCAGCAAAACCCAGUGCAUGAUGGAAGAGGAACAGAGAAGUGGUGUCUGCCCCAGCUCCCCGAUACGGGCGCCUCCAGACUCCCCUACCACUCAAGUGCGCUCUCUGAGAUACCGUCGUGUGAACAGCCCUGAGUCGGAGCGCCUGUCCACUGCCGAUGGCAAAGCAGAUCUACACGAGAGAAGAUCUCGCGUGGACUUACCUUGUUCCCCUUCCCGGCUGGUGUGUUCCUCCCAACCAGCACAGAUGCUGUCCAUCGACACUGGCCAAGUAGACCGUCAGGCGAGCGGCAGGAUGGAUGUGUCUGCUUCCGUGGAGCACGAGGCCCUCAGCAAUGCUUUCCGCUCCGUGCCGCUGGCGGAGGAGGAGGACUUUGAUAGCAAGGAGUGGGUUAUCAUUGAUAAAGAGACAGAGCUGAAGGACUUUCCCCCGGGAGCUGAGCCGAGCACUUCUGGAACUACAGACGAAGAGCCCGAGGAGCUUAGGCCGAUUGAAGAGGGCGAGGAGAGGAGGCGAUUGGGGGCAGAAGCUGCCGUCCGGCCGAAGGUCCACGAUGGGAGAACAUGGGGGAUGCAGCCUGUGGCUGAGGAGGGCAGUUCACACAGGCACGAAGGACACUGUCAAACGGUAUCUGACACCAGACCCGAACAGCAGCCAGGAAGCCCGGCCCAAUUAUCGUUACACUCAGCACCAGCUCUCCGACAGCACAGACGGGAGUCCGAACCGACCGGUCCUCAGAGACAGGCAUUCCCAGCACUCCCUCCCGAGGUGUUUACACUGAACCCUUUUGAAAUGAAUGGUCUGCCCAAGGCGGUGCCUUUAAAUUUGCCUUAUCAAGACUUUAAAAGGGAUGUGUCAGACUCUAGGGAAAAGCCUAGGAUCCUCCAGCGGAUAAAAAAGGUCGACUUCUCAAACAUUGUCUUGACCGCUCCUUGCAAACCGCCGGAGCCCCGUCUGGAACUGAACGGGGAGUGUGAGGAGGAAGAGGAGGAGGAGGACGAGGAGGAGGAAGAAGCUGGUUAUCUGGGAGAAGAGAUUGACAUGCACAGUAGCUCCAGCAGCGACGUGAGUCAGAAAAGCACGGAGCGCAGUCAGGAAGGGGCGCCAUCCACUCUGCUGGCCGAUGAUCAGAAAGAGUCCAAGGGCCGCGCUUCCAUGGCCGAUGGCGAUUUAGAACUGGAGGAAGGCUCCAAAACACUGGUGUUGUUUUCACCAGGUGACAUGAAGAAGUCUCCACUCACCACCGACUUGGCGCCAGAUGUCGAUCUGGGGACACUUGCUGCUUUAACGCCUCAGAGCGAGAGGCCCCAGCCCCUGGGCAGCCAGCUGGAUGUGUCGGAGCCCGGGACCCUGUCCUCCAUCCUGAAGUCCGAACCAAAGCCUCCAGCAGCAGUUUCCACGACGUCCUCCCCCUUUACCAAAGUCGAGCGCACGUUUGUUCACAUUGCUGAGAAGACCCAUCUGAACGUCAUGUCUUCCGGCAGCCAGCUGGUGAGGCACGAGGUGUACGGCCCUCCGGGCCAACUGGAGGAGAUCAUCCUUGAGGAGGCGCUGGAGGAGAACCUGGGGUUGGUAGAAAAUGGGAGUGCGAAUUCUGGUUUAGAAGGGGGAGAAAUGGAAAGCUGCGCGCUCUCGGUCAAUCACAUCGAAACCUCCUCGGAGAUGGCAGGGGAGCCGCCGACGCUUCCCAAUGGCGUGGCCCAGUCCCCGGAGGAGAGGCUGGAGCUUAAAGGCAAAGCCGCGCUGGCACUGGAUUUGGAAGAAACUGGCCGGCUGGUUUCAGGAGAGCCUAGCUUAGAAAAGACCAUUCUGGCGACCGAGCGCCUUACGCAAGCCGAGGCUCUCCUGGGAACGGCGAAGCAGGGCCCGAGGAAGCCUCUGAGUGCCAGAUACAGAAGCCGGAUUCCUAUCUUGUUCUCCGAGGAGGACACCGGCUCAGACCUAUCGGCCUCGCUCUCGGCCAAAGAGAGGCUUCACAAGAGGGCCAAGCAGCCUGACUUGGUUCGCCUAGUGAUGGAGAGAAGGCAAAGCCGCAUCCUCAGAUUGGCCUCUGGCGCCUCCUCCUCAGCCUCCUCCAGCGAUGAGCGGAGACGUGCCUCGGAGACCCUCUCGGCCACCGGCUCGGAGGAGGACACCCAUGACUCAGACGACUCCAUCCCAAGGAGGACGGGGGAGGGGAAGGCAUCCCACCCGGGAAGAGAGGGGAAAACUUUAAGCACAAAGAGCAGAAUCCCUCGGCCCAUCGUGCCUGUGAGGACGUUGCCGGCAGCAGUGAAGUUUGGGAGCCCAGCAGCAUCAGGCAGCUCGCCGCUCGAUGCAGCUCUCACCGCCAGGCUUCAGAGGACAGCUGGGACUGCGCCCAGUGACUCCCCACUGAAACAGCUCCAGAGCCGGCUCCCUUCCUCCCCGAGUCCGGCUCCUCCUCCUCCCCCGUGGAGCUGUGCUCCCCCCUGGAGCCCCAGCCUGCCCCCACGCAACCUCAGUGCUUCCCCCAAAAGCCAGUCACUGUCCAGACGGGAGAGUCCUUCGCCCUCUCGGCAGCACAGGCCAGGGGCUGCCCUGCAGCGAGUUCAACCGUCUCCCCGCCCUCAACCCCGAGUCCUGGCGCGGGGGCUGCUGGGCGAUCCCCCGGCCUCCCCAGGCCUGGCCAGGAAAGGACAAAGAGGGAAAACCCAGACUCCGAGCCCAGCAACCAAAGGAAGGCAAGUGUUCGCGGAAGGCAAGGCCACGGCCAGAUAA
Messenger RNA from Emys orbicularis (European pond turtle), 4068 nucleotides. RefSeq names its product tau tubulin kinase 1 (gene TTBK1). NCBI's taxonomy places the organism in Eukaryota, Metazoa, Chordata, Testudines, Emydidae. The transcript has 16 exons. Gene Ontology annotation, cellular component: cytoplasm; nucleus. Gene Ontology annotation, biological process: peptidyl-serine phosphorylation; peptidyl-tyrosine phosphorylation; signal transduction. The record is from RefSeq and is a predicted model, not a curated record. Gene Ontology annotation, molecular function: ATP binding; protein serine/threonine kinase activity.